AUGUCGGAUACUGGGGCAGAACUGAAGACGAACUUAUAUGCGCAACAGUCGUCUCUGACUACUGGUAAAUCUUAUGUGCCAGCAUCCACAGAAGAAUUAAAAACUUUCUUAGGGAUAAAUAUCUUGAUGGGCAUAAAACCACUUCCUAGUUACAGAGACUACUGGAGUUCAGGUGCUGAUCUACAUGAUAGUUAUUACUUGCCAAAGAAGCCUAUCAAGAGAGGCUACAAGGUGUGGGUACUAGCAGACAAAUCUGACUAUGCAUGGAAAUUGGAUAUUUACACUGGGAAGAAAGAUAAUGCUGUGGAAAAGAAAUUGGGAGAAAGAUUUGUGAAACACCUCACUGAAAAUAUUAAAGUAGCCUUCCUGGAGACGAGGAAAAACAAAAGGUUGCUCCAGGCAGCUGAGGAGGGGGCACUGCAGGAGAUGCAGGUACUGCUUGCAGCAGGGGCAGACGCUGGAGCGAAGGACACAGUGUGCAUCAGUGGCCUGCACAGGGCAGCAAGGGAGAGACCCAUAGAGCCAGUGAAGUGUCUAGUGGAUGCUCGAGCAGUAGUUGAUUCUAGGACCAACUUACAGAAUACACCUCUGCACUUGGCAGCAUGGAAAGAGCAAGCAGCUGUGGUCCGGCUACUGGCGGCAUUGUCUGCUGACCCCAAUGCUAGGAAUCAGUGGGGGAUGACACCACUGCACAGGGCAGCACUCGAUGGCCAUGUGGAGGCGACAGCAGCACUGCUGGCUGUGGGAGCCAGCCCAGAGGCCAGGGAUGACAUUGGUGCCACCCCUCGUCAUCUCGCCAGGAAAGAGAACCACCAGGAUAUCGUAGAGUUGUUAACUUGA
Molecule: messenger RNA, 840 nt
Organism: Schistocerca piceifrons (Central American locust)
Lineage: Eukaryota; Metazoa; Arthropoda; Insecta; Orthoptera; Acrididae
Product: ankyrin-1-like
Exons: 4
Coding region: 1-840 (279 amino acids)
Molecular function (GO): protein binding
Source: RefSeq, a predicted model, not a curated record